Messenger RNA from Penicillium daleae, 744 nucleotides. RefSeq lists its product as uncharacterized. Bases 1 to 744 code for a protein of 247 amino acids. The transcript is spliced from 2 exons. Lineage: Eukaryota; Fungi; Ascomycota; Eurotiomycetes; Eurotiales; Aspergillaceae. The record is from RefSeq and is a predicted model, not a curated record.
AUGGAUUCCAACAUGUCGAAUGAGCCUACCGAGACGCGGUACAGCGAAACCAAUACGCCACAGGACUCCAAUGACCAGGCACUCAUCAGCAUGGAACUCUCUCAAACCGAACUACUGGGGGAUAUUGAUCUAGACGAGAUCGAGCAGAUACUUGCGGAAUAUGACCCCACAUUCAAUCAGGCCGCAAUGGACGAAUUCCUCGCAAACUUCAAUGUUCCAACACCACCUCCCGAAUCUUCCCCGAUGCCCUCACGCCCCCCACCACAACUGGUUAAUAGUCAAGAGGCCAUGCAGGCGUACUUGAUUCAAAUGCAGGUGUACGCUGGCAUUCCUGAGGAGAAUAUCCAGCCGAUGCACUCAUCCGGUACCGCGGGACGAUAUCGCGGUCCGGUGCUCUUUCGGUACACCAACAACGACCUCAGAAUUCCCCUCAUCCCUCCGGCGACCUUUACCGGUCGCCUAGCCCCUCUGCCCUCUCAUGAUAAUAUUUCAUGGAAUCUGCAGACAUUGGAAUACGUCACUGGCCUUACUCAGAACAACUGCCCACCUAACAAUCAAAUUUUUGUCCUGAAUCGGAACAUUGGAGCCGCUGGGCUUCUGCCAAUGGCUUCCAACGACGAUGAUUUGGAUGUUGAUGUUUCCGAAACGGAUGAUUCGAGCCAAAUUUAUGUAGCCGAAGAUUUUGAUGACAUUGAGAUUCAAGAGGAUGGCGAUACGGAUGAGAGUGAAAGCAUGCAAAGUUGA